Messenger RNA from Coniophora puteana RWD-64-598 SS2, 1524 nucleotides. RefSeq lists its product as uncharacterized. The transcript has a single exon. The record is from RefSeq and is a predicted model, not a curated record. Lineage: Eukaryota; Fungi; Basidiomycota; Agaricomycetes; Boletales; Coniophoraceae. Bases 1 to 1524 code for a protein of 507 amino acids.
AUGUCUUUCUCUUCACGCGCCUCCAUCUCGUGCCUAGCGAAUGAAACGCUGCUGGCCAUCUUCGGCCACAUCUACCAGCACACGCAAGACCCCUUCCUUCGUUUCCCCCUCGGUCAUCCACCCCGUCCCAUCCUCAACGUACACAGCAAGACUAUGUUUCCGUAUGCAUGCGCCGAGGUCUGUCGGAGGUGGCUGGCCAUCUCAGCUAUGGACGCUCGCUUCUGGAGGCGCGUCGUCAUCCCCAUUGAUGCUCCAUACGUCACUCGCGAGGUCAUUCAGACUGUUCUCGAGGCCUCGCGCAAGAACAGCAAGAUCACCGUUGAUAUCUGCUACCGUGGAGCGCCACUCAUGGAUCCUAGCCUCGAGCACGUGCGCAUCAAGCUCGCUAUGGAGUGUCUCCGGCCCCAUCUCUCCCGCUGCUCCGAGUUUACCCUCGGAGGUCUCUACCGCUCAUCCACUGUGCUCUUAGCUCGCCUCUUUGAAUGCAUCGUGCUGCCCGAGGUGGUCGACUUGACACUCGCUUCUUCCAUCGUUGAUACCGACGAACGCUUUGCUCUGACGGUACUCGACUGCCCGAAGCUUCAUCGCGUAGACCUCGACGCGCGUAGUCUAGCCGAUUUUGUGCUUUCUAGUGCAGGCUGGAAGCUCUGGAAGAAAUGCGAACCAGUUCUAAGCGCUACGAGCUACCGUCCUCAUGGGGAGCUCUACCCUCUUUCCCCCGCAUUCUUCGGUCAGGCUGUUAUCACCGCUCACAUGAGAGCCAGAGUCGCCUUCUGUAUAGAAGAUGUGGAGUUCUCCGGCUUAGACGCAUCUCCUUCGGAAACUUCCGAUCCCUCUCCGGCUGGCCUGCCAAUAUUUGUCGUGCCCAAAAGUGACGAUGGUAAUAACAACAACGAGCUGUCAGUAUGCUUCUCGUGCAUGGACGGCCUCUCGAUCUCCCGCUUGCUCGAUCACGUCGUGCCAAGCGCAAAGCCCGAUGUUUCUAUCGCCAUCAUGAGCAGUGAUUUAUCCUCCUUCUCUAUGAAGCACCGACUCGGCUCUCGGUCUCGGCUGCUUCUGAGCGACGUUAAUGACAAGGCUUCCCUCCUCGCCAUCCUUGGCAAUUGGGAUGGGCCUGUCCUCCUUCUAAGCUACUGCCCAGCAUUCGACGACAGCGUUCUUCGGCUGCUCAGGAAGAACAAGAAAUUCUGUCCGAACCUGAUCAAUUUCAUCGUAGGCGGCUGUCCUUGUACUCCACGUGCGCUCUCGCGAAUGCUCAGAGCGCGACAUCGGGCCGGGAGACGUGUUCAUGGCGUCGACGUGACAGGAGAUGUUAUGUUACCUACUGAGGAAGAGCUGACGUUGAUCGAGAAGAGCGUCGAUGAGCUUUGCUGGUACGAAGCCUAUCGCGCGUUGCGGGGAGGGGAUGGAGGCGAGGAUGAUGACGAACACGAAGCCGACUCGGAGUCGGAGACGGGCCAGUUGUUUGAAGGGCUGGGAGGUUUGUUACCUACGUUCAGUCUGGGAGACCUUGGAACUCUAUGA